AUGGCACGCAGCCGAUAUAGCAUGGGCAUUGCCCUUUUUGCUUCCUUGGGCACCUUUCUCUACGGGUACGACACGGGAAUCGUGACGACUACCAUUGCCCACAAAAGCUGGGUUGAGUACAUGAACAAUCCAGAUCCCGGUCUCGUUGGUGCUGUCGGCGCCAUCUACACAGCUGGCGAAGCCGUGGGUGCUCUUCUGCAGAUCGCCAUUGCGGACAGGCUUGGCCGAAUCGGCUUCAUGGAGUUGUUGUGCGUGAUUGUCACGAUCGGUUGCAUCAUCCAGACUGCAGCAGUCAACAUCGGGAUGCUUCUUGCAGGGCGGGUUCUGACUGGAAUAGCUGUUGGGGCUCUCUGCGCGACUGUCCCAAUUUACCUCUCCGAGAUCAGCAAUCCCAAGUCACGCGGUUUGAUCGGUGGUCUAUCCGGGGUUGGUCUCUCCAUGGGAAUCAUGGUCUCCAACUGGGUCGGAUACGCUUGCAACUAUGCCCCGUACGGAACCUUACAAUGGCGUCUCCCACUUGGCCUGCAAAUUCCAUGGGGAGUCAUCAUGUUCACAGGUCUUGUAACGUUUAUGCCUAAUUCACCGCGCCACCUGCUUCGCAAGGGUAAAGUCGAAGAGGCACGCAAAGCUUUUAUCAAGAUCCGCAGCGAUCUAGAAUCACGAGAAGCCAUUGAAGAGUUUGGUCUUAUGAAAUCCCAGAUCGAAUUUGAGCACGAGAGACAGAUCCCUUCUUUCGGAGAAGCAUUCAAGCUUUACCGCCACCGUGUCUUGGUGUCCAUUGCAGUCCAAGUCCUGACAGCCGUGACGGGCGUCAAUGUUAUUCAGUACUAUCAAACGAGUCUAUACAAAUCUCUGGGCGUCCAAAGCAAAACAGUACUAGCCUUGACGGCAGUUUGGGGUACAUGUGCAUUUUUGUCGAGCGCCAUCUCCAUUCGAUUCCUCCCAGAUGUCUGGGGACGCCGCAAGAUGCUUCUUCUCGGCGUGGCAUGGACAAUUGGCACCGAGAUCUAUGCCGCUGUGAUGCAGCACGUCUAUCAAAAUACUGAUAACCGCGUCGGUAAGGGAUUCGCGAUCCUCGGCAUCUACGUCUUUACCGUCGGAUACUACAGCUUGAUCAAUCCGGUCACAUGGCUCUAUGGAGCAGAGGUACUGCCCGUGGCUCUGCGCAAUAAGAUCAUGGGCGUAGCAGCUUUUGCUCAUUACUCUGUCAACGUGGCCUUGACCGAGGCUGGACCCAGCGCAUUCAAGAACAUCAAAGAGAACUACUACUAUGUGUUUGUCGGGUGCUGCUCCGUGUAUCUCGUGCUCAUCUACCUCUAUUUCCCGGAGACCAAGCAGAAGACUCUCGAAGAGAUCGCAGCGGCUUUUGGAGAUCAUGUCGUAGAGGUCGAAGAACAUGCUAUUCAGUCGGAAAAGGUGGUGUUUGAUACCAAGGUCGGAGGCAGUGCUCGUACUGCGCACGUAGAGGAUACCGCAUAG
Exophiala spinifera is the source of this 1479-nucleotide messenger RNA. RefSeq lists its product as uncharacterized. Gene Ontology annotation, cellular component: membrane. The coding region runs from base 1 to 1479 and encodes 492 amino acids. The record is from RefSeq and is a predicted model, not a curated record. Gene Ontology annotation, biological process: carbohydrate transport; transmembrane transport. Lineage: Eukaryota; Fungi; Ascomycota; Eurotiomycetes; Chaetothyriales; Herpotrichiellaceae. Gene Ontology annotation, molecular function: carbohydrate:proton symporter activity. The transcript has 12 exons.